UUCGGUGUGUCUGGCGGUAUCCGCCUUCGUCAGGCGAUGGGGUGCGGCCCGGACAUCUCAGUGGAUGGUUUCUUGAGGUAAAGGCGGUUGGGGCUGGCAUUGGCGCCGGCACUGGCUGCAGCCACCGGGGGUGAAGGGGUUGGAGGGGGCACAUGGGGACAACUCCAGUUGAGCCGGUGGUGGGGAGGUGAGCAACGCUCUGGUUGUGUAGGCAGCAGGAAUCCACAUCGAGCACAUGUACAGCGGCGGUUCUUGACAGCAAAUGACAACCCAAGGUGUCAUGCUUGUAUGACUACGAAGGCGAAGAGGGGCCCAGUAUAGGAAUUUAUUCCUUUCCCAAGGUUGUCAUCCCAGUCAGUUCCAGUUCAUGUGAUGGUGUUCCUGCGUAAGCCCUGGCAACCGGAGCAAUGUUGCUCACCCAAUCCCUGCCACCGAAAGCUCAACCGGAGUUAUCCUCGCCCUUUCCAUACCCUGGAUCCUCCACCGGUUGUAGUCAGUGCCACAGCCAUGUUAGUCCAGCCUCAGCCUUCACCUUUGCCUCCGGAUUCCGUGAAGCUGGGGUGUCCGGGUUGGGGUGUCAGGCCAGCGGUGUGGGUGGUACGCCGCGAUGGAGAGCGUCAGCUUUCCAGGCUAGCCGAGUAAAAAUUCGGGGUGUUGUGAGAAUCCCGUCUUUGGCUUGAUCACGUCGUCUCGUGUGGUCUUGGUGGAUGAUCCAUGAUGGUU
Molecule: messenger RNA, 723 nt
Organism: Zychaea mexicana
Lineage: Eukaryota; Fungi; Mucoromycota; Mucoromycetes; Mucorales; Lichtheimiaceae
Exons: 2
Coding region: 373-642 (89 amino acids)
Source: RefSeq, a predicted model, not a curated record